Molecule: messenger RNA, 918 nt
Organism: Hypoxylon trugodes
Lineage: Eukaryota; Fungi; Ascomycota; Sordariomycetes; Xylariales; Hypoxylaceae
Product: 60S ribosomal protein L10
Exons: 3
Coding region: 135-797 (220 amino acids)
Biological process (GO): ribosomal large subunit assembly; translation
Cellular component (GO): cytosolic large ribosomal subunit; ribosome
Molecular function (GO): structural constituent of ribosome
Source: RefSeq, a predicted model, not a curated record
AUCAAAGUCUAAGAAUUCCUCCGAAAAAGAAGUCAAAGGAGCCGGAUCUCUUACGCUCCCUAUCGACAUCAUCUUUCCCCCAAACAACAACAUACACCAAAUUUACGACAACAUCAUCGAGAGAAUCAUUCGAGAUGGCGCGUCGUCCGGCAAGAUGCUACCGAUACUGCAAGAACAAGCCGUAUCCUAAGUCCCGAUUCAACCGUGGUGUACCCGACCCUAAGAUCCGCAUCUUCGAUCUUGGCCGAAAGCGUGCGACCGUUGACGACUUCCCUCUCUGCAUCCACCUUGUCUCCAACGAGUAUGAGCAGUUGAGCUCCGAGGCUCUCGAAGCCGCCCGUAUUUGCGCCAACAAGUACCUCGUCAAGAUGGCCGGAAAGGAAGGUUUCCAUCUCCGUGUCCGCGCUCACCCCUACCACGUCGUCCGUAUCAACAAGAUGUUGUCUUGCGCUGGUGCCGAUAGACUGCAGACUGGUAUGCGUGGUGCUUGGGGUAAGCCCAACGGAACUGUUGCCCGUGUCAACAUUGGUCAAAUCAUCCUGAGUGUCCGAACUCGUGAUUCUAACCGUGCUAUCGCCCUGGAGGCUCUCCGACGAUCCCAGUACAAGUUCCCUGGCCGACAAAAGAUCAUCAUCUCCAAGAACUGGGGUUUCACUCCUCUCCGACGUGAGGAGUACCUCGAGAAGAAGGCUGCUGGUCGCGUCAAGGUCGAUGGUGCUUACGUUCAGUUCCUUACCAACCACGGUAGCCUCCAGCAGAACAUCAAGCGUUUCCCCGAUGCUUUCUCUGAGGCUUAAAUUUAAGAAAUGGUGGUUUGUAACGACGAGAAAGCAAAUCUGGGUUGAGGGGACAGGCGUAUAAUGGGUUACCAUAGCACUGCUACAUGACAGUCAAUUCGGAUCUUGCAUUUGCACCUUA